Exophiala bonariae is the source of this 1740-nucleotide messenger RNA. RefSeq lists its product as uncharacterized. NCBI's taxonomy places the organism in Eukaryota, Fungi, Ascomycota, Eurotiomycetes, Chaetothyriales, Herpotrichiellaceae. The coding region runs from base 1 to 1740 and encodes 579 amino acids. The record is from RefSeq and is a predicted model, not a curated record. The transcript has 5 exons.
AUGGGCUCCUACGAACCGAAUGAGACCUUGUACAAGGGAACAGUAGAAGGAGGGUUCUCCACAUUGGAGCAACCCAUGGGGACCCCUCGGCAUGUCAAGAUCAUCACGAUCGGUGCAGGCGUGAGCGGGCUUAACAUGAUCAGGAGGUUGCGCAAGAGCCUGGUCAACUAUGAACAUACAGUCUACGAAAAGAAUGCCGACGUCGCCGGGACUUGGUUCGAAAACACCUACCCUGGAUGUCAGUGCGACCAUCCUUCUCAUAAUUAUCAAUUUUCAUGGAGACCAAAUCCAGCUUGGUCACAGUUCUCGGCGACGUCUGCCGAAAUCAAAGCAUAUCUUUGCGACCUCUGCGAUGCCGAAGCCAUGCGACCAGAAAUCAAGUUGAUGCACAAAGUACAACACGCGGAGUGGAACGAGGCAGAUGGAGAGUGGAAGCUGGAAAUUCAGAAUCUUCAAACAGGGGAGGUUGGUUUAGACCACUGCCAUUUUCUCCUGAAUGCGACUGGUGUUUUGAACAAUUGGAAAUGGCCCGAUAUUCCAGGAUUGCACGAAUUUACCGGAGUUCUUGUUCACAGCGCCGCUUGGUUGAAGGAUUUCGACCACCACGGCAAGAGAGUGGCAGUCAUCGGCAAUGGCUCCUCUGGAGUACAGAUCGUGCCCGCGCUGCAACCAGAUGUUGAUCACUUGGUCCAUUUCGUUCGAUCUCCUACUUGGAUACUGCCGCCACAAGAGGAGCGAGUGCUCAAAAAGAGUUCAGUCGAGCUAUUAAGGGGUACGAUCAUGGACGGCAACAAGUUUACGCCCCAACAGAUCCAACGGUUCAGGGAUGAUCCUGUUUACUACAAAUCCUUUAUCAAAGCUACAGAGGAACAGGUCAAUGCACUGUUCAAAGUGUUGGUUGACAACGAAGGCUCGGCUCGAAUAUUGACCGAAACCCUCACGGAGAACAUGUCCGCAGCCCUGAAACAUGAUCAGACUCUAAUGAAAGCAAUAAUUCCAACCUUUACUGCCGGUUGUCGGAGGCUGACACCCGGACCGGGCUAUUUGGAGUCCUUGACUGAGCCUAACGUCCGCGUCGUGACAGACAAGAUCGUUCGAGUCCAUCCCGAGGGUAUUGAGCUUGUUGGCGGAGAAGUUAUCAAAGUCGACGCGAUUGUCUGUGCGACUGGUUUUGACGUCUCCUUUCGCCCCCGGUUUCCCAUCAUUGGUCGACGAGGUAAUCUACAAGAUAUAUGGGCAAAGGAGCUACCUGUAGCGUACAUGUCUUGCGCAGUUGCGCACAUGCCGAACUAUUUCUUGUUCAUGGGUCCCAAUUCCCCAGCCGGCCACGGGAGCAUCAUGACUAUCGCAGAGCAGGUUGCCCGCUAUGUAACCAUUGUGUUGAAAAAAUGGCAGACAGAACAUAUCAUUUCCCUGGCGCCAAAGGCAGAGAUUGUCCACGAGUUCGCACAAUAUUCCCAUGUCCUUCUUCGACGUACAGUAUGGGCUGGCGCUUGCCGGUCGUGGUACAAGAACGGGACGGUGGAUGGUCCGAUCACAGCCUUGCAUGCCGGGAGUCGAAUCCACUGGUUUCACAUGAUGGAGAACUUCAAGGGAGAAGACUAUGACUACGUUUACGACUCUUCGAACCGUUUUCGAUAUCUAGGCAAUGGUUUCUCAGUCCGGGAGACAGGAUCCAAUCCUACUUGGUAUCUAGACAAUCCAGAUCUAGUGGGCGAGGAGAAAGCUCCUUAUUAUUGA